This is a messenger RNA of Phyllopteryx taeniolatus (common seadragon), 3751 nucleotides long. Its product is annotated as oocyte zinc finger protein XlCOF6. NCBI's taxonomy places the organism in Eukaryota, Metazoa, Chordata, Actinopteri, Syngnathiformes, Syngnathidae. The record is from RefSeq and is a predicted model, not a curated record. Gene Ontology annotation, cellular component: nucleus. The transcript has 2 exons. Bases 335 to 2119 code for a protein of 594 amino acids.
UUCUCAUCCCCUUAUAUGUUAUUAAACUCACGAAUGAAGCAGGUCAGUAAACACGGGGCGGGCGGGGAUGGUACUUCUUAAUAUUAUUAAAACAGCAGCUUUAAAGACAGCUAUAUAAUAUUAACAUACGUAUAGCGACCGAAGCCAGGAUAUGUGACGGCACGACGGUGGUUCACUCAGUCUCGCGACCGCAGGCAGGUUAAUGCGGUUAGCCACGAUGCUAACGCCAUUACGCUAGCCUUGGGCGGCUCAAUCACAGCGUUGUUGUUGUCGCCAGCGUAGCUUCACUAUCGUCGCCGUUAUUGUUCGCGCAUAUUCCUCGGAGGAGAACAAGAUGAAGGUGGAAUUUGUGGAGUCGCUGAAUCGGGCGACGGUGGACGACGUCGUGGUCAUGUUCAAAAGUGAGGAUGAAGCGGGGUCACGUGACGGCACGGAGGACGGUUGCACGGACGGGCAGAUGCUCGACAUCCGAAUCAAGGAGGAGCCGCGCUUCCCCCAGAUCAGCGAGGUCCGUUGUGGCGUCCCGUUAAGCUAUUUGGAAGAGACGCCAGAUGGUGACCGUCCUUUCAAACAGGAGUCCGACUUGGACCUCCAGGCGGGAUGCGAGUACGAGGUGGCUGUCAAGCUGGAGGACGUCAUCAAAGAAGAAGAAGAAGAAGAAGACGACGACGACAGACAGGACGAGGACUCACAAGAUGGAGACCAGGUGGAGGAUGACGGAGAGGAGGACAGCACAGAGUUGUUGUCCGAGUUCUUCCCCUGUCCUCACUGUGAUGUCUCCUUCACAAACCUGGACUUCCUGGAGAAGCAUGUCAAGUGGGUCCACCAGAAGGAGUACCUCGCCGAGCUCAAGAAAUGUCUCUCUGACCGUGACCAAAGCCUCAUCCCGGAGCACACCUGCACCACCUGCGGUAGCACCUUCAGUUCUAAAGUCUACCUGCGGGUCCACGUCAAAGAGGCCCACCCUUCCGCCCCACCUCGCCGUCUCCACCCUUGCCCGACAUGUGCGCGUAGCUUCCAGUACUUGAAGAAUCUGAAGAACCACUGUCAGCGCUGGCACGACAUGUCGGUGGUCAUCAGAGGUGGGCAUCUGUGCUGCAUGCAUUGCGGGAAGAGCUUCAAGGCCACCUGGGGACAGGGGCCCCACCUGUGCAAUGCGCCGAACACCGAAUGCGAGGAGAAGCCCAUUUGUCUGGAUGUGGGUGUUGAGUGUAGCGUGUGUGGCAAGAAGUUGCGCACGCCCCAGAGUCUAGAGGACCACAUGCGCACCCACACAGGCGACCGGCCGUUCGUGUGCAAGGACUGCGGCCGGCGGUUUGUGGAGCGAAGCAGCUGGCGCCAACAUGCCCUGAUCCAUACGGGCGAGAAGCCGCACAAGUGUCAAGUGUGCGGGAAGGCCUUCCAGAGGGGACACCAGCUCAAAUGCCACCUCACCACACACUCGGCCAAGAAAGAGUUCUCCUGCAGCCAAUGCGGGAAAGAGUUUGGACUCAAAGCGAGCUUGAAUCUCCACCUGAGGACGCACUCCAACGAAAAGCCUUUUCACUGCGUGGUUUGUGCCAAGAGAUUCAACACCCGCAAGAACCUGCGCGUGCACAGCAAGCUGCACAACGGCGACAAGACGCAUCAGUGCAGCGACUGCGGCCUGAAGAUCAGCGACUUGGGCGCACUCAAGAUCCACCUGCGCACUCACACUGGCGAGAGGCCCUACCACUGCACCGUCUGCGGCAACAAGUUCAUCCGUCUGGCGCACCUGCGCAACCACCAGCGCACACACACCGGCGAGCGGCCCUACAAGUGCGACCAGUGCGACAAGAGCUUUACGCAGUCAGGGGACCUGGUGAAGCACAAGCGGACGCACUCCGGGGAGAAGCCCUUCGAGUGCCCCGAAUGUCACCGCCGCUACACGUCAUCCGGUGACCUGGGCAAGCACCGCCGCACUCACACCAACCUGCGGCCGUACAUUUGUCAGGAAUGCGGCAAGAGCUUCCGCCUGUCGGGUCAUUUGAAGACGCACAUGCUCACGCACACCGGUGAGAAACCGUUCUCCUGCCCCAACUGUCUGCGCAGGUUCGCCCGUUCCCACCAUCUCUCCGGACACGUGGCUAAGUGUCGCUAACUUGAAAAAUGUGUACUUAUCAAAAUCUUUCAAUGUGAAAACUACAGUGGAACCUCUGAACUGGGGUACAGUAGUCUGGACCGAGCACUGCUGCGAAUAGCAUAAAAACAUUAGCAUUAGUAGAGCACUUUAACAACCAAGUGCUGUACAUAAACCAUAAAAGACAAUAAUUUAAAAAACAAAUGAUUAGAGUAAUAAAAUGUAAAACUACUCACCCCUUGGAGAUGCUUGAUGACUGCGAAGUAUUUUGUGGAGUGUUAGGAACUGUCAUAUACGUACCCGUAAAAAGAAGAUAAGAAGCAUAACUCAAGGCAGCUGACUACAGUGUACAUUAGGUUCUUUUAUGACUGAUGUCAGUUUGGGCAGCUAUCAAAUAUUUUAGUAUUCGAGCAAAGAUUUUCAAUGACAUGAAUCAAAAUGUAGCCACUUAACUCAUUCACUGCCAGCCUUCCCAGUAACAUGGAUAUUUGACUUUUAAAGCCGUCAAUGGCAGUGAACGUGUUAAAGAUCAGAUGGUAGUACACUGGCCAUAUCUCACACAGUGCCUGAGCAAAACUACAAGCACCCUGUAUGAAGUAAUGUCAUGGUGACAGGCAUACUGUUGUCACCAUCGUAAAUAAACCAGCCACAAACUUGACCGUAGUCAUAAUUAAGAGAGUAGCCCUCCACAGGGCUAACAUUCUGUGUUAGUAAGGUACGUUAAUAUUAGUCUCACUGAUUUGCGCAACAUUUAAUUUACCAUGUUUUGGGUCCUACACGGAUUCAUCCUGAGGCAAUGGGUGUCUUGUUGAAACGAUUAAACGUCACAGUGUUCGCCUUGAAAUGCUUCCACUCUUUUGCCAUUUUCUGUCAUUUUUUUCUCUUGCAUUUUCUUCUCUUCGUCGUCACCAUGUUCCUGCUUCGUCAACCAUCUCCUAGUUCCUAAGUCACGUAGCGCGUUGUGUCACAUUAAUGGCCGUGGGUCCCUUGAGCUUCACAAUAUAUAUAUAUAUAUAUAUAUAUAUUUUUUUUUUUUUAAAUUUAUACUCAAGGUACUUGAAAUACCCAAUUACUCGUUGCUGCCCUAAUGUCGAGUUAUUGUGGCUUUUCACUGUGUUGUACUGAGCAGCCAGAACAGAAAGAGGCGUAUGCACCACUGUUUGGCAUUUUUCCAUUUUCAGUUCUAUGGUUAGUCACACUUUUUGUCCUCAUUUCAUUUGUGGCUGCACUCGCACAAAAUUUUGAAGUAAGCCAAAGGACAAGGAAAACACUUGUGGAAUUGAAUCGGUUAGAUGCUUACUAAGCUGAAGUCAACCUGCCAAGUUUUGUACAACUUUUUGGUGGAAUCUUUACCACUUGGGAGGCCAGACAUAAAUCACCCACAAGGGAAAUUUUACAAAUUUGACUCGAGGUUCCACUGUAUUUUUAAAAAAACGCAACAUGGAAAUUGAUGCUCUUAUUUGUUUUUUGUUUUGUUUUGUUUUUUUUAAUAAUUUGGUAGGUCUACAGUACUCUAAACUAUUUAUUUAACUAUUUUUUAAAUUACAAUUAUAGUACAAAGUGAUGUGGUAUACAAUGUGAUGUACAUGUUUGAUUCGUCUCUACUAACUCGUGCUGUUCUACUUGUAAUAAAUUAUAUGACCAGUGCAUUAA